Messenger RNA from Trichomonas vaginalis G3, 362 nucleotides. RefSeq names its product protein of unknown function, DUF4108 family. NCBI's taxonomy places the organism in Eukaryota, Parabasalia, Trichomonadida, Trichomonadidae. The record is from RefSeq and is a predicted model, not a curated record. The annotation marks the transcript as partial. The transcript has a single exon.
AUGACGAAAUAUAUUUCAGUAAACAAGUACAUGUCAGGACUUAAAGAAGAACUAGACCCAUUCACAUAUUUGAAUGUUUACUUCUACCAUUUUGAAAAGUCUUCAUUCAGCAAAGUUUGGAACAUCGAACCAGUUAAGUUUGCUAUUGUGACUAAAAAUGGUGCGAAAUUUGAAGACUUAGAGAUAGAAGGUUUGUUAGCAGUCAAAGAAAGUUUUGACAGAAGGUUCUCAAACCUUAAAGAAGGCAAAGCAUACAAACUUGUUAUACCUUAUGAACCAAAGAAAGCAGACGACUAUGAAUAUUAUGAGUCUAAGAUAGUUGAAGUUCAAGGUAAAUUGGGUAAAAAGAUUUUAGAGUCUAA